Messenger RNA from Physella acuta, 1416 nucleotides. RefSeq names its product GTPase IMAP family member 7-like. Gene Ontology annotation, molecular function: GTP binding. NCBI's taxonomy places the organism in Eukaryota, Metazoa, Mollusca, Gastropoda, Physidae. The record is from RefSeq and is a predicted model, not a curated record.
CGCAUUUUGUCCAUACCUGAGGUUAAUAACGGGUGGUAUUUUAUUCAGCUAUAAACUCGCAUAUUGUUUGCACUUCAUUGGAGAGUUCUUUGACGGUAUAUGAUGAUGAGUAAACUCCCAAGUCACAUUCUUGAUGUUCUAAACGCAUUUAAGAGCAUGUCUGAUACGAGUUACAUGUUCGGUCAAAAGCAAUUGGACUUAAUUUUAAUUGGCAAAACAGGACUUGGAAAAAGCGCCACAGGUAAUUCCAUCUUACGGAAAGAAAAUGUGUUUAAAAGCAAUUACAGAUCUACAUCUGUGACAAAAAAGCCACAGUACGAAUGGAGUAGUUUUGAAAAUUAUAAAAUACAAGUCGUCGACGCACCAGGAGUAAUUGAUACAGAUUCAAAGAAAGAUGAGGACAUUAAACUAAUCACAGGAGCCAUGGAGGAGGCUGUGGAAGUUAAUCCGGACGGUUACCACGCUUUUUUAGUUGUUGUACAAUUUGCACAACGAUUUACUACAGAUGAACAAAAAGCUAUUCAAAUACUAAAAGGUAUACUAGGAGGAGAUUUUCUUAAAAAUUACGGCAUUAUCAUCUUGACCAAUGGGGAUGGUUUCAAACGAGAAGAAAAAAAAGGUUUGACAAUGGAAAAAUAUUGCAAUAAAGAGAAAGGUCCUUUCAAAGACCUUUUAAAUGAGUGUAGCAACAGAAUUGUUUUGUUCGACAACGUUACGGAAGAUACCGCAGAACAGAACAAGCAAGUUAAAAAUCUAAUUGAAAUGGUGGAGCGUCUCCCUAAUGGCGGAGCUAGAUACUCAAAUGAACUUUUUGAAAAGGCUGCACUUAAACGUAAGCACAUGUAUAUUACCUCAAAACUACCCAAGAUCCGAAAAGACACAUUGGAAGCUCAAAGUUUAUUUUUGGAUGAAAUAAAAAAAUGCGAUUUUGAGCGAGACGUAAGUAAGAAAAUAGAUGCAUUGGUACGUCUUUUGCCACAAAUUGAUGCUAUUAUCAAAGACUUAACAGAAAAAGAUCAGGGCACUGGAGCACUGAAGGAAUUGUUAGAUAACGUGAAGCAGACCAGAACUGACGCGACGAAUAAAAUAAACCACGCUACUCAAAUAAUUGAAGAUGAUAAAAAAAUGAAAGCUCUGGAGGAGAAGAUAAGAAAUAAGGCAAAUGAGUUGAUUUUAAAGAAAACAAAGGAACUCGAGGAUCACAAAUUAGCAGCAGAAAAAAGAAUGCAGAAUGAAUUGAAAGAGUUUCAGCUUAAAUUGGAGAAUAUGGUUAAGGAGGAAGCGGAAAGAAAAAGAAAGAAAGAACUCGAGAAAGAACAAAAAAAAGCUGAAAUGAUGCGAAUGCAGGAAAAAUUGAAUAAACCUAUGCUAGAUCACCAGAUGGAAAAGGGUGAGAAAAGUUGCACAAUCAUGUAA